CCAGGGUCGGGAGAGGAACACGUCAUCAGAAGGCGCCCAGGCAAGUGGCGGUUGAAGGAAUUCAGACGGUGGAGUGGCGAUGGUUUUCAUCCCGAGCGGGGAUGGCUCCGUCAGCCUGAAAGGCUACACUCUCAUCAUGCCAGUUGUGUCUGUGGGUAAUGUUGGUCAGCUAACGGUGGAUCUGAUCAUUUCUACCCUCGCUUUGCCUCGGGUUGGUUAUAUCCACAGCGACUGUCUACUUCCAGUGGUGGGGAACAAUCCAUAUGCAACAACUUCGGAAAACUCAAUGGACAUGUGUGUCAGCUCUGAGGUUUAUGCAUCAGCAGACCGGAAGUUGGCAGUCCUGCAGAUUAGAUCUCCAAUUGUUCAGGGUAAACACCGCUCAUUUCGACAACAGCUGCUUUCUUGGAUUAAAGAAAGUGAAUUCAGCAAAGUUGUGGUCCUGUCCAGCAGUUAUGCCUUUCAUCGUGUUGACCAGCAGCUCAUUGGCACUCCACUGCGAUAUUUGGCAACACCUGCUCUGCAAACCAUUGUGGGAGACAAGUUCCAGACCCUCAAAUGGAAAGAACUUGAACGGGUAGCAGCGUUUCCUGGGAUUAGUGAGGUGGAAGAGGAGAUUUCCAUCCCUGGAGGUGGCAUCACAAAAUCAUUGUACCAUAAUAGUUGCACUGAAGGAAUCCCUUUGGCAGUGCUCCUCAUUUUCUGUUCCGAAGGAGAUAAUAUCCCUGAUGCAUUCAACCUUCUGAACUUCCUGAAUGAGUGGAUGGAGUUGAAAGAAAAGCCAAAUGAUCAACAUGGUGUAACACAAGCUCAAUGGAAGAUCCCUAGUUCUUGGAGGUUACUGUUUGGCAGUGGCAUUCCACCAGCUCUCUUCUAACUCAGUUGGUCCAAACUCCGUUUACUAUACAGUAAAUGGAUUGAAGCUAUGUUUACACUGUUGGUUACUCAUGUAAAGACAUAGUUUUUAAAAUAAAAAUCAGUCUUGGAAGUCUAAAUUAUGUACUGUUACUGCACAUCUGUUGAAUUCAUGUUGAAUAUCAAUUCUUAAAUCUCUGAUGCAAUGUUCACUUCCAGAUAAGUGAGCAGUUAAUCGUAAGGAGGCUUGGGUAAAUUGUAAAAUUGUCCUCAUGUUGGUGUGUUUACAAGGAGGAAGUGAUAUCUUUAAAUUCUAAAUGAGUGUAUAUGCAGUGACUGAAGUAUGAACAGUUUUUGAGAAAGAGAAUGUUUUGUGGGGCAGACCAAUACCAAAAGACAUCAAUAUAAGAUAGUCAAGAAGCAAUCUAAUAGAGAAUUCAGAAGAAAUGUCUGCUUGAGUUUUAAGAAUGUGAAACUUGCUGCUUUAAGGUGCGGCUUAAGUGAGUAGUGUUACUGGAUUGUGAAAAGAAGGUGGAGAACCACAAGAGGGAGAAGGGAAUAGAGGGUUAUGAUGAUAGAUUAAAAUUAAAUGCAGGAAUGGGCUAAAAUGGAACAUAAAUACCCAUUCGAUUGAAUUACCUGUUUUUCUCUAUUAAUCCUAAGUGCUGUAUAUGGUUUUGUGGGAGAAUCUUCAUUUCAGAAGUAUGCUGAGAAGCAGUGUAUUGUAUAAAUCUGUUUUAUUGUCUACUAUAUGCUCUAAAAAUGUAUUAAAGUUUCAUUUGAACCAGAUAAGUUUAAUAUUUGGUUACUUUUUUAAAAAAUAAAACAUUUUCCCUA
Molecule: messenger RNA, 1692 nt
Organism: Hemiscyllium ocellatum (epaulette shark)
Lineage: Eukaryota; Metazoa; Chordata; Chondrichthyes; Orectolobiformes; Hemiscylliidae
Gene: psmg2
Product: proteasome (prosome, macropain) assembly chaperone 2
Exons: 7
Coding region: 80-877 (265 amino acids)
Biological process (GO): proteasome assembly
Cellular component (GO): nucleus; cytosol
Source: RefSeq, a predicted model, not a curated record